Molecule: messenger RNA, 4359 nt
Organism: Budorcas taxicolor (takin)
Lineage: Eukaryota; Metazoa; Chordata; Mammalia; Artiodactyla; Bovidae
Gene: PLEKHG1
Product: pleckstrin homology and RhoGEF domain containing G1
Exons: 16
Coding region: 1-4359 (1452 amino acids)
Molecular function (GO): guanyl-nucleotide exchange factor activity
Source: RefSeq, a predicted model, not a curated record
AUGCUGUCCACCACCAUGGUGGGGGCUCUGGUCAGAGGGUGGAGAAAUCGAAGCUCUCCUCGAAGGGCAGAAUCCAAGCUUCUUAUCCCUCAGAGCCAAGAUGAAAUUCAGACUCCAGAUGCGCACCAGUUGCGUCGUGAAGUGCGGUCAGCUGUAACACAAGCUCCAUAUCUCAGAACCACAGCCAGGCACUCCCGCUCCGGGGACCUCGGGGCCAUGGAGCUCUCCGACAGUGACCGCCCGGUCAGCUUCGGCUCCACGUCGUCCUCGGCUUCCUCCCGGGACAGCCAUGGUUCCUUCGGCAGCCGAAUGACCUUAGUUUCAAGCAGCCACCUGGGCUUGUUUCCUCAGGAUAAGGAAGCAGGGGCCAUAAAACUGGAGCUGAUGCCAGCCAGGCCGUUUUCCAGCAGCGAGCUGCAGACGGACCGUGUGGCCGGGCAGCAGAGCACAGACGAGGGCGGCGAGAGGCAGCCCCGGGCACAGCGCAGAGUGGAAGCCAACGGGGCAACCAAAACGGGGGCCGAAUCGGCCACCAGCCCCAAGCUGCUCUAUGUGGACAGAGUUGUACAGGAGAUUCUGGAGACCGAACGGACUUACGUGCAAGAUUUAAAGAGCAUCGUAGAGGAUUACCUUGACUGUAUCAGGGACCAAACAAAACUUCCUCUGGGGACAGAUGAAAGAUCAGCCCUUUUUGGAAACAUACAGGAUAUCUACCACUUUAAUAGUGAACUUCUGCAAGACUUGGAAAACUGUGAAAAUGAUCCUGUGGCCAUAGCAGAGUGCUUUGUGUCCAAGAGUGAAGAGUUCCACAUUUAUACCCAGUAUUGCACGAACUAUCCAAGGUCCGUGGCCGUGCUAACAGAGUGUAUGAGGAACAAGAUGCUGGCCAAAUUCUUCAGGGAACGGCAGGAAACUUUGAAACACUCACUGCCUCUGGGGUCCUAUCUCUUGAAGCCAGUUCAGCGGAUUCUCAAGUAUCAUCUCCUUUUGCAUGAAAUAGAAAAUCACCUUGACAAGGACACAGAGGGCUACGAUGUGGUGCUUGACGCCAUAGACACGAUGCAGAGAGUAGCCUGGCACAUCAAUGACAUGAAGCGGAAGCAUGAACAUGCUGUCCGCCUGCAGGAGAUACAGAGUUUGCUCACCAACUGGAAGGGGCCAGACCUGACCAGCUAUGGGGAGCUAGUGCUCGAAGGGACCUUUCGCCUCCAGCGUGCCAAGAAUGAGCGGACGCUCUUCCUCUUUGACAAGCUGCUGCUCAUCACCAAGAAGAGAGAUGACACGUUUACAUACAAAGCCCACAUCCUGUGCGGCAACCUCAUGCUGGUGGAAGUGAUCCCAAAGGAGCCGCUCAGCUUCAGCGUCUUCCACUACAAGAACCCUAAGCUGCAGCACACGGUUCAGGCGAAGUCGCAGCAAGACAAACGCCUGUGGGUUCUGCACCUGAAGAGGCUGAUCUUGGAGAAUCAUGCGGCAAAGAUUCCAGCUAAGGCCAAGCAAGCAAUACUUGAAAUGGAUGCCAUUCAUUACCCAGGCUUCUGUUACAGUCCCGAGGGACAGACUUGUGGCUCUCGAAAUGGCUCUGCUCCGUAUCGGCUGAGAAGGAAAUCUGAACCUUCCUCAAGAUCACAUAAAGUUUUGAAGACCAGCGAAACAGUACAAGACAUUCAAAAGGUUUCCAGAGAGGAAGGGUCUCCGCAGUUGACUUCAGCAGGGCCCUCUCCUGCCCAGCGGAACAGUCAGCCAAGCAGUUCUACCAUCCUGAGUGUGCUUCGUGGAGGCGGGGCCGUCCGAAACAUCUGGACCGACCACCAGAUCCGCCAAGCCCUGUUUCCCAGCCAAAGGUCGCAGAACGAGGAGGAUGAAGAUGACUAUCAGAUGUUCCUGCCAUCCUUCUCCUCCUCGGAUCUGAACUCAGCCCAGCUGUGUGAAGAUGGCACUUCUAGUCGACCUUGCAGCUGGCACAUGGGACAAAUCGAGUCCGCAGAGACCCCCAGCUCCGGCCACAGGAUUGUGCGGCGGGCCAGCAGUGCUGGCGAGAGCAACACGUGUCCCCCUGACAUAAGGACUAGGGACAGUGGUGGUUCUCAGUACAGCUCCCAAAGGGAACUGCAGGGUGACCCUAAAACAGAGGGGCAGGACGGGACAACUCCCUACGGGUCCUCUAUAGAGUUGACUAUAGAUGACAUAGACCAUGUCUAUGACAACAUAAGUUACGAGGACUUGAAACUGAUGGUUGCUAAACGCGAAGACGCUGAAGUCACUCCCCACAAACCAGUCAGGGACUCUGUUCGCCCCAAGAGCACCCCCGAGCUGGCCUUCUCCAAGAGGCCAGCGGGACCCGAGGAGGAGAGUGCAUCGCACCCCAGGAGAGACGGAGCCUUCCCGGCCGGGGAGGCCUGGAAUCAAAGCGUGCCCGACCUCCAAGUGAUGGAGGAGAAUGUCUAUGACAUCAUUGCACUCCCGGAGGCGCCCUCCCAGGACUUCAGGGGCAGCAGCCCAAAGCGUCCUGCAAGGAGCACCUUCCUGGGCUUGGAGGCCGACUUGGGGUGCUGUGAUAGUCUGCGGGCCUCUGCUUCCCAGGACAGCCUCCAGUUCAGCGAGGAUGAGGCGCCCUACCCGCCAGGCCCCUCUGAUAACGAUUAUCUGAGUUUGCUCUAUAACUCCUUCGGCUGCAACUUGGCCCUAGCAGAUCGGUCCAUCUCCGAUAAACUGUCUGAAGAAGUAGAUGAAAUCUGGAAUGACUUGGAAAAUUACAUCAAGAAAAACGAAGUCAAAGCCAGAGACCGGCUCCUGGCCGCGUUUCCGGUUAGCAAAGAUGACGUGCAGGAGCGGCCACUGGUGGGCAGCGCCCUGGAGCUGAGCGCUCGCUCACAGCUCUCGCUGCCCACGGGCCAGGCUCUCCUCGCGCCUCCCGGAGACAGGCCCAGGCCGGCCCCCUGUGCCCUGGACCAAGCCCCGGCCGCCAAAGACAGCUCCUGCCUGAGUCUCCACCGGCUGUCGCUGGCCAGUGACCUGCCGCCCGCAGAGAGUCCCUAUGAUGUGGCCGGCGGCAGCCUGUCCCCAGUGGACCUAGAGAACCCUGAGCCCGGGAUGGACAAUGUAGACAAGACCAGGAGCAGGGUUUUCCUGAUGGCCAGGCAGUACAGUCAGAAGAUCAAGAAGGCAAAUCAGCUGCUAAAGGUGAAAAGCCCGGAGCUGGAACAGACGCUCAGUAGCCAGCCGCAGAAGCCCACACCCAAGGACCUGGCAGCCAUCCUAGAAGAGAAGAGGCAGGGCGGGCCUGCCAUCGGUGCCAGGAUUGCCGAGUAUUCCCAACUGUAUGACCAGAUUGUAUUCAGAGAGACCCCCUUUAAGACUCAGAAGGAUGGCUGGGCCAGCCCUCAAGACCCCUCCAACCUCAGUUCUGCAUCACCUUCCCAGGCCCAGCAAGGUAGCGAGGACUGGCUUUUGCAUUCAACCUAUAGUAACGGAGAGUUAGCUGACUUCUGUCCCUGGCCAGAGCAACAAGACUUAAAGUCAAAAUAUCCCACCUUAGAGAUCAAUACGAGAAGUACCCCAAGACAACUGUCCGCAGCUUGCUCCGUGCCUUCUCUUCAAACCUCUGACCCUCUGCUGGGCUCUGUGCAGAGACACAGCGUGGUGGUCAGCCAGCCAAACAAAGAGAACUCCUUCCAGGGCCAUCUUUACAACUCUCUGGGUCGGAAAGGAAUCAGUGCUAAAUCUCAGCCUUAUAACAGGUCCCAGUCAUCUUCCUCCAUCCUGAUAAACAAGUCCGCAGACUCCAUCAACUACCCUAGUGAAGUGGCAAAGAAGCAGCCUGUCUCUCUACACAGAAGUUCAAGGUGGGAGAGUCACCAGGACUUGCUGCCAAGUAUUGCUGACUCAGGUCAACAGGGCCUUGAAAAACGCUCAGAUCUCACACUCCAGGACUCGCAGAAAGUUCUAGUAGUGAAUAGAAAUUUACCUUUAAGUGCUCAAAUAGCUACCCAGAACUAUUUUUCCAAUUUCAAAGAGACUGAAGGAGACGAAGAUGACUAUGUGGAGAUCAAGUCAGAAGAAGAUGAGUCAGAGUUAGACCUGUCUCGCAGUCGGAGGAGGAAAUCUGACCCAAAGAUUACAGACGCUGACUUUACGGAUAACGUCUGCAGCCACACGACUUCUUACUCUUUGAAUAGUCCAUGCACUCCAAAAAAGCCAGUAAGUGGCAAACUUGGGAUUUCGCCAUAUCUGACGCCAUAUAAUGAUCCCGACAAACUGAAUGACUAUCUCUGGAAGGGGCCGUCUCCCAAUCAGCAAAAUAUUGUCCAGUCUCUAAGGGAAAAAUUCCAGUGUCUUAGUUCAAGCAGCUUUGCCUAA